Molecule: messenger RNA, 957 nt
Organism: Symbiodinium natans
Lineage: Eukaryota; Dinophyceae; Suessiales; Symbiodiniaceae
Source: the annotation of a GenBank genome assembly
AUGCAAGCAUUGCCAACCAUUGAGAUCGGAGAGGUUAUCCGCAUUUGUGUCGAUUUUUCGCUUGCACCGUUGAAGAAUCAGCAGUACAAACCAGAUCCAUCAACCUUCUUCUUGGGCUGGCUGCUCGGUCCGUGUGUCAAACUACGUGAAGUUUCAAUCUUCCAUGUCUUCGGUAGCCCCGACUAUGAUGGCCGCCUCUUUGCCCCGCUUCUGCAACAUUGGGCACGCAGCUGUCCCUGUCUGGAAGCCCUAUGUUUUCUUUCCGCCCACCCUGAGGACAUUGUCAAGGCCUUGCCGGCAUUCAAAAACUUGCUGUCCCUCCAGAUGUACAUAUCUGCAAAGCACAACAUCUCGGCGGCGGAUAUUCUAGGCAUGAUCGCGGAUUGCUCAGUAUCCCUGCGCAAACUACACCUAUGCAUACAUUCUGACACAGAAGACAUCACGCAAUCUUUGCAGCGCUGUCUGCACGCACUCCCUCUCCGUGAGGUGGAGCUAUGUGACGCUGAUGAGUUUGGGACGAUUGGCCUACUGCCAGGAAACCUGGGACGAAUUAGUUGGCCGCGCACGUGCCACACAGUCCACGUGGCAUGCCACGGCGAAGAUCUGAUUUCUUUGGCCAAAGAGAUCCGCCUAAGCAAUGUUCGCCACCUAGGGGUCCAGGUCAGCAGUGAUUCCCCGUUCAUGGCAGCGGAUGUGAACAACUUCUUGGCCGCAUUGACAUGCUCCCAGCUAGAGCAACUUCGCUUGGAGAUCCCCAUGAAAGGAGAUGAGAUGCCAGCGGAUGUGCUCAAGGCCAUCCGAGCUGGUGCGGUCACCUUGAUCCAGAAGCUGCAGUCGCUGCAUCACCUGUUAGUCCUAGACGUAUCGAGCAGAACCUUUCUCCGUGGCUUGACACGCCUGGCAAAGCGGCACGGCGUGUUGUUGCGAAAGCCACCCGAUUGGAUGCCUCUCUUUUAG